Molecule: messenger RNA, 1362 nt
Organism: Megalobrama amblycephala (Wuchang bream)
Lineage: Eukaryota; Metazoa; Chordata; Actinopteri; Cypriniformes; Xenocyprididae
Product: fibroblast growth factor receptor 1-A-like
Exons: 8
Coding region: 163-1224 (353 amino acids)
Cellular component (GO): plasma membrane
Molecular function (GO): fibroblast growth factor receptor activity; fibroblast growth factor binding
Source: RefSeq, a predicted model, not a curated record
AAAUAUUAACCAAUAAUAUCCUAGCCUUCAUUUCACUAUCUAAUAAAAUCCAGAUGGUUACACUCAAGUCUCGCCCAACUGAAGAUUCUGUUUUCUUGAACAACAGUGCGGAAGUCCUAGCUGUUUUAUGGAGAGCUGAGCUGGAUGUAAACAGAAUCCUUGAUGAUGAUGAAGACCAUGCUGCUGCUGAUCUCGGUACUCCUAACUCAGGCUCUUCAGUCCCAGGGCAGACCAGCCACCCAAGAUGAGGAUGGAUUGGAUUUCUCAAAAAAUGAUGAUGAAGCAAUGGCGCCCUACUGGACUCAUCCUGAGAAGAUGAAGAAGCUAUACAUGGUUCAAAUCAGUCAUAACGUAAUGUUCUAUUGCCAGGCCAAAGGUAACCCUACACCAACGCUCAAGUGGCUCAAGAACGGCAAAGAGUUUACGCGAAAAGGAGCUUUUGGGGUUCUAGUGCACAUGUGGAUCGUCAUAAUGACAUCGGUGGGACCGUCAGACAAAGGCAACUACACCUGCCUGGCGGAAAACAAAUACGGCAGCAUCAAUCACACCUACCAGCUCGAUAUAGUUGAGCGUUCACCGGACAGGCCGAUCCUUCAGGCCGGGUUUCCUGCUAACCGUACAGCAAUAGUGGGUAGUGACGUGGAGUUUGAUUGUAAAGCCUACAGCAGUGAUCUUCUGAUUCAGAUUCACUGGCUGAAACACGUCGCGGAGAACGGCAGCAGAGUAGACACUAGUGGAUCACGUGUUCAGAUCUUGAAGACGGCAGUCAUCAACACUACAGUUAAGGAGAUGGAGGUACUGCAGAUCAGGAAUGUGUCUUUAGAGGAUGCUGGAGAGUACACCUGCUUGGCUGGGAACUCUAUCAUCGACGUCUCCCGCCAGUCUGCAUGGUUGACUGUCUAUGAAGUGCCCAGUGCCCAGGACAUGAUUCCAGCAUCAUCCUCCAGUCCAGCUGGGCUGGUCCUAUGCCUGUCUUCUGUACUGUUACCUGCCCUGUUACUGGUGUUUUCCCCCUUAUGUGAGUUGUCUCCGUGUGUCAUCCGUUCCACGCCUGCCCACAUCUACGAAUCCUGGAGAGAAGAUCAAGACAAGUAUCACUGCCUUGAUAGCCAUCUGCUAAGAACUUUAUCUGCAUUCACUUACCUGCACUCUGCUAUAACUCUCUGGUUGUUCAAUAAACAUCAUAUACGUUUUACCUGUGUCUCCGUCCCCUUCUGUGUGUAACAACGAUAUGUGAAUCCAUCAUUUUAUGAGCAACUGGUGAUAAAGAAAAAUGGCAUGUCACAAUAUUGAAAAGAUUUCCAUUUUAAACCACGAAGGUGAACUAGUGGAUAUCACACAAACAAUGUGAAAACUUUGCAU